This is a messenger RNA of Arxiozyma heterogenica, 837 nucleotides long. RefSeq names its product Frag1/DRAM/Sfk1 family protein. NCBI's taxonomy places the organism in Eukaryota, Fungi, Ascomycota, Saccharomycetes, Saccharomycetales, Saccharomycetaceae. The coding region runs from base 1 to 837 and encodes 278 amino acids. The transcript has a single exon. The record is from RefSeq and is a predicted model, not a curated record. Gene Ontology annotation, cellular component: plasma membrane.
AUGUUUUUUGUUAAACCUGGUAAUUAUUGGUUUUUACUACCUUUAAUCGCAUUUAUUCCGUGGUAUGGAAUGCUAAUUACAAUGCUGGUAUGUUGGGCUGCACAAGGACAUCCGAUAUAUUGGUUUAUGCAUACUGACCAAUUUCCUGUCUAUAUAUCAGAUAUUGGUGCUACCAAUCUGAGACCUCUAUUUAUUGCAUGUUCUGCUUGGCAAGGUAUUGGUUAUGUAUUGGUGGUAUUUAUGGAAUUUACACAAAGAUUUUUGUACCUCAUGAACCCAUGGUUCACAUACCAUGAAAGAAAUCUGAUCCUUGCAUCCCUUCUUCUUGGUAUAGUGGGCCAAUUAGGCCUGUUGUUCUGUACUAUUUGGUCGACUGCUUUGCUUCAUAAAGUACAUAUUACAAUGGUCUCUAUUUUUAUAAUUUUCAUGUUCUUAUCAAUUAUUUGUUUAACUUCCCAAUAUUUGUCAAUGGGUAGACAUUACGCCCUAAUCCAUUAUAAGUCCGGAAAUUCAAAUGUUUUGGAUAGUAGAGAUUUAAAAUGGUGGCAAUGGAAAGGGUACAAAUGGAAUAAGUUUACAAUUAGCGGUCUUUUCAAGUUGGUUUGGCUAAUUUGUUCAGUUGUAUGGGCCAUUUCCUUUGCCUCUUUUCAAGACAGUAAUGACUCUAUAUCUGCCUGUUUUGAAUGGUUAUUGGCAUUUUGGUUGGGUUUGAUCUUUAUUAUUAUAUCUAUUGACUUCUAUUUAGGAUCAACGUGGAAGACUUCCAAAUACUGGUCACAGAUUAACUAUUAUAAUAGUUAUUAUAAGUUUGAAAAAUAUACUAAUGAUCCAAACUGA